AGCCAGGAAAGCGCCACUUCUGGUCACGCUCUCUCUUUUACUUAAAUCGUCGUGCACACCACAACGAUCCCACACACGCAAUAAAGACCUUGUAUAUAGGAACCACUGUUCUAUUUUUCUCUGGCCCACCAUCUACUCCUAUUUAUGUGAUGGGGAUUUGCAGGCAUCUUUCUCCCUCUACAAUUCUUGGCAUACUAGUAGUUCGUUGUACUAGAAGGCCUCACACAUAGAAGGAGGUUUUUGGAUUACUAGUACUAGAAGAUCCUGGAGGACAUUGUUGUUGUAAGUAUUUAUGAUCCUUUUAUUUGUCGCGUCCACGUAUCUACUGGGUCUCCUCAUCAAUCGAUACGAGUAAGGUUCCACCGUAAACUUGGACGAAAUACAACGGGUUCUUCUGAAACGCGAUCCACCAAACGGUGAAAAACGGUGAAACUGGGUGGUUCUGGUUCACUCCAAGACGUGUUGGAUCUCGAUCUUCUCGUCAGCGUUGACAUUGUGAUGAUCAAAUGAGAAUCAACCUGGAUGAUCCUCUUCGCGUUCUCUCCCCGUGAUCAUUGAUAUGAAGAUUCAUUUUUCUCACCGCUCCGUAGCCGUACACGAUUCUCCAUUCGGUUAUCAAGAAAUCAAAUAUCACACGCAUUCGAACACCGUUUGUUAAAUUUUUGCGAUUCUAAGCAUGGAACAUUAAUGAGAGUACAUCAAUCAUCCGGAGGUUGAUUAUAUCUCCCCAAAUUCUUCAGGUGUAUUUUGGUUGCAACGCUGUGAUAGAAAGAGGCAGCAGGCAUUCUUCUUGUAUCUGAAUGUUUUUGAAAAACGUCAUAGAAAAACUAACUGUCUGAUCGGAUUUAGAGUUGAUUCAUUUGGAUUUUAGAAGUAGGCCCUCGUACCCGACAAUUAAGAGGGUGCUUACCUGCAGAGAACUAUACUACACAUACAUAUCGUCCCAACACAUAAGUACAUGCAGCAUCAUCUUUAUUUGAUUUGUAGUGGAGGUAGUUUUUUGUUUUGCUUUGAAGAUUGAUCUACACAAACCUCCGUCCAUUUCUUGUAGAGUAUACUUACUAUGGACGUAGAUGACCUUAUCCUAGAGCCCCUCACCUACAACGACAAUUCCAUCUAUUCCUUCUGUUUAGAAGAAGGCGGUGGGUUCGUUGUCUAUUGUUGUCGUUGAUCCUUGUCACCAUUCUAGUCCAUCUCCCAUUUUCAUGCUGCUAUAAGAGGUCGAGGGAGAAGAUUUUUCACUGGUUCUUUAAUAACUCUCUCAGAGUAUCAACUCUAAUUUUUUUUCCAACAGCAAGUUAUUGGUCGUUUUUUGCUUAUAAGAAGCAAGUGGUUCCUUUUGUCUAAGUAAGUAGUUCUUUUAGUUCUGAACAAUCGAUGAUGGAGCACUACUCCCUUUGAAUGAGCAUUCUGCCAUUCCGUUUGAAGCGAAGACGAACUGUAAAGUAGACGGAGGACCGAUCAAAAACAGCCAAAGACCUGCGGACAAGUCACCAGAUAAGCCACCUGAGAAGCGUUGUGGGUGCACCAAACGAGCAAAGCUUUUGCACAGGUACUAAAGGGACAAGAUCCUGGUGUACAAAGAGACGCUGGUGGCACUGACUCCACGACAAGAAAAAGAGCUCUGUUUUGGAAGAGUACGCAGUGGCGCGCAAGUUGUCUCUCAAGGAGACGACAAGGAAGUACUACUACAAGUGAAAGAGGAGACAACUCGCGCUUCGCUUUGUAAAGCAAGAAGGAGAAUUAAUCGCUGUGGCUGUGCUACGCAUAAUCCAAGUCCGGUCCUUGCCUCUAGACCGAGAAAAAGGCGUCGUGCAAAUCCACAAGAAGCCCAGUGGUAGAUGAAAAUGAACCGAUAUUACUGACUAGACCGUGCGAAGAUCUUCAAGCCCAGAAAUAGUCACGCUGUGCCAUACUAGAUUGGUUCCAUUCAUAGGAUCAAUCAAAUUUUGUGGAUCACCCACUCUCGCUAGCGGAGGGAUUGCAACUUACAGUUUUGUCCCUUUGUUUGUUCGAAGUGAAGCAACUUUUCUACCAGAAUCGUUACAAAGAAGAAGAAGAAGAAGAGAACUUGAACCUUCAUCCUGUGUAAGAAGAAGAGGAAACCAGCCUCUUGCAUGAUCUAAGACGAAGAAGAAGAAAGAGGAGAAGAAUAAAGAGAUUUCAUCGGUCGGACAGAGCCCAGAGAGCAGACGCCAUCCAAGAAUAUCCGACGCCGAGCAAGAACAAGAAAAACAACAGGCUCAUUUUCUACAACGAUCUUACGUCCAAAAGGAGGAGCACAACAAGGACAUUGCAUACGAUCAAUCAGUGAGGCUCGUUCGACGUUGUUGAGACUGAACAACAUUUGGUACAACGGGAGGGUACAACUUGACGCUGGCACUCAUAGUACCUACUUCUUCGUUCAAAAUUCUGCAGCCCAAUUACGUACUCAGCUGUACCACUUUGGGCACUAACAACACAAACCGUCCGUGCAUCAGCAUCGGUGAUCACUUCUAGCAGCGCGUGAAAUGGCCUCAGAUUUGCCACCCACAUCGGCUCAGAUAGAAAACUAUCGUAGCCGCUUUUCUGCCGCCGCCACUUCUGAGGUACUACAAAUUUUUUCUAUUUCAAGUUAGGCACUCCAACACAAGUAUCAAGGCCUUUGCUCUAAUAAUCUUGAGUUCCAUAUCAAACUGCAUCUAGAUCCUGUAGAUUUUUUGGUUUAUACUACUCGACUUCUGAAGAAUAAGCAUUUUCAUAGUUUUCAUCCUUUUAAACAAUCUUGAUCCUCUAGAAAUUCUUUUCAGGUGGACAAUGCUGUCGUAGGAGCCAUGUCAGAUUACGAAGACGAAGUCGCGGUUCCCUCUCCGGGUCCGCCCCCUCAACUGCCACCGGGCCUCCGUAACAAGAGGUCUAAACAAACAGAGAGUAACUCUGGACGGGACGAACUCGCCCAGAGCUUAAAACGGGAGCUGCGAACAAGCCGCGCCAAUGGAGGAGGCUCGACGAGCAGCCAGGCAAGAGACCAGUACGGCUCGCCAUCGGCCGUCGUAGGAGCCGCCGCCGCGAGCGAGUACGCGCCUGCGCCGCGCAUCACACGUCCCCUGGGAGGAGGCGCAGAUGCAGGAGCAAUGGCCGCCACUGCUCUAAAUGACUCGAUAAGCGAACAUGAUUACACUUCUCGCUCGGAAGCGGAGGAGGCAUUAGCGGCACACGAUUUCUUCUACGACUCGUCACCGUACGCUUUUACCCCACAAGCUGCAGCAGCGGCUGCAGCGUAUGAUCAUUAAUUUUGCUCACACUUUCUCUUAGAUCAUCUUUGUAUCUCCUACCUACAGCUCGUGCCGAUGUUACACGUAGCCCUCAGAGAGUCCUAAUAUGCAAGGUCGAUUAAAGAUUUUUCAUGCGAGCAUAUUUACAUCAAGAAUGUUGAACUCGUACUAUCAUAUAUGUACCAGGGAGGGAGGCCCCCCCCUGUGGAUGGAUCUGUGGUGGACCACGCCAGAGGGGUCCAGCCUGGCCACCUUUGCGCGGUCUGUAUGGUUGGCCACAUGCAGCACGCCAAGGGGGUGGGUCCCGCCUUGCCUCCUCUGCCAGCUCUGUCGGGUACCGCAACACGCCAGAGGGCGCCAGCCUUGCCAUCUUUGCCAGGUCUGCAACAAGGCAGCGGAGCCCUGCCUUUGCCCCUUUUGCCAGGUUUGUAGGGUACACGCAACAAGGCAGCGGGGCCCUGCCUUUGCCACCUUUGCCAGGUCUGUAGGGCACAGGCAACAAGGCAGCGGGGCCCUGCCUUUGCCCCCUUUGCCAGGCCUGUAGGGGACACGACAUGCAACAAGGCAGCGGGGCCCUGCCUUUGCCCCCUUUGCCAGGUCUAUCGGGUACAUGCGACAAGGCGGGAAGGGGUCAGAAGUGGGCGCUUUGAGGCCUUCCCGCCCGGCAGCCCCUCGAAAAGAUGGGCCGGGGCUGACAGGCCCCCCCUCAAAAAGUUAGACCGGGGGGGCCUCCAGCCCGGAGGCCUGGAACUUAUAUGUUCCAGGGCGCGGGGCGACGAUACCCGGGGGGGUGCCGUGCGCCCUGGGCCCCUGUUUACGGCGUCUGCCGUGGGGGAAGGCCUCAAAAGGGGGCCAAGUGGCCUCCCCCCUCCGCUCCCUUCCAGCUGCCUGGCUGUUCCCGAGGGGCCUCCGAUGAUGGUGGGAGGCUUCAAAAGGGGCCCAGGGGACCGCCUGCGCCCGCUUCUCCGCGCAGCGGAAGGCCUCCGAAGGCGGCAAAAGGCGAGGGGCUGGACCCCCUGAGCCGUGCAGCCUGUACCAUCCGGGGCUUCGGUCAUCGGCUUGCCUGCUCUUGCGACCGUGGCCGCCUUCGGCGGCCUUUCACCCUGGAGCCCUCCCGCCUGCGAGGGUCAGCAGAGGCCAGGAGGUCCCUCAGGGACACGCUGAGAGGCCCAAGGGGAGGCCCGCGCCAAGUUUUGACGCCUUCCACCACUAGAAUCCGCGAAAAUCCCCGCGGAAAAGCGCGCGCGCGCCACCACAGACCAGACCACAGGGGGGAGGGGGGAACCGUCCGGCCCUGAGUCAUAUAUUUGGAUACUAGUUUUUAUUUUAGUAAACUUGGACUCUGAUGCACAUGCAAACUCAUGAUUGUUGGAAGAUGUGCUAUCAAUCAAAAGCAUUCUCUUCGACAGGUAUACAAGUCCACCGCCAGCCGCAGCUGCUGUGGGCUACGUAGGAACGCCAGGAGCUUAUCCAGGUGUAUACCCUGCUGCGGCACUGCCUCCUGGGUACUACCCCGCACCACCGGGUUACCUACCGGCCGCUGGAGGGCUCGUGUACCAUCCCGGAGCAGAGCGACCCGUACUAGGUGGUGCGCCCCCGUACUAUGUGGCAGCACCCGGCGGUGUUGUACUUGAGGGAGCGGCCGGUUAUCCACCCACCGCAGCUUUGACUCCGGUGCACAUGCUGCCGCCGGCGUCAUCGGGACGGGCCACGGCCGGCCUUGGUUCCGCGUACAACGAUAUGUCCAUGUCGCGAACGGCACAUAGUCACAGUCACAGCAAGAGUGGCGGGAGCCACGGCGGCAAGAAUAUAGGCGGCGCACUGCUGUCACGCACCACCGCCCCACUGGGUGGCAUUGCGGUCGGACAAAGCGUCAGCGGGUCUUCGCGUAAUGGCAAGGCGGGCGAGCAGUCGGGGGCCUACGCAGGUCGUGGAGGUGCUCUCGACGCUUUGCGGCCCGCCGGUUACGGCAAGGCGAAGGGCAGCGGCCACAGCGGAAGUUAUCAUCGCGGCCCGGGAAACGGCGGACCUAACACCGAAACCUCGCACUCCGGGAACAUUUCAAAAGGGGGCAGUUCCUCAAGCGGAACCGGCAAAGGCUCCAAAUACAGCAACAAGGAUCAUUCUUCAUCCUCCGGCUACCGCACGAAGACAGGCACUCCCAAGAACGGACCUGGGCCCUCAAAUUCGAAAGGAGUCGCUGAAAAGCAAGAGCAAAAGCUCCUGGAAAGAAGUAGUGUAGCGAGGACGGAGGAUGACCGCGAUAUCUACUUCGAUGCAAAACCGCCAAACUUCAUGCUUUGUACUGCUAAUGUUUACUUGCUUUUUGAUUUUCGCUUCCACGGGACACACUUUUGCUACACUUUUACGAAGUCUACAACAUAUUUUUUAGCAAGGCAAGCACUGAAGUCGACACAACAAGUCACCAUGUUUGGAAAACUAACCUAUGUAUACGUAUAAGUAGCUAGAUGUUUCAGUUUUCUACAUUCUGAACAAACAACAGCCGUGCGCAUGCCCGACGUACUCCGGGAGCUGUAUUACAUGACAUUGUUUUACAUGAUUGAUUUCCGGCGAUACGAGAAACGGCGAUUGCAGGUGAUGCGGAAGGAGCAAUUUCAUCUGACAAUAGCCGCUCUCCGUAUUGAGACUGAUGAGGAGCUCCAACGCGUCCGGAAAUGGAUGGAUAAAAUGGAUUUUCACAAGCUUUUCCAAGAUGUAGACCUCGAAGGCGGAGACUUUCGUACUCAAUUUUUACUCGAGUUCUAUACGUCAACAACUUUAAAAUUGACUUUCUUUCUUGUCGAAGGUCUACUACGUGGUUUGAAGAGAUAAAUCGUUUAACAAUUAGGUCAACUAAGAAAUGAAAGCUAGCAUGCACCCAUGCUGUCAUGUCGAUUGAAGCAACCUAAGCAUUAUCCUUGUUGGCAAUUCCCAGGUCUUAAUACCGGUCCCGUGAUAAAUGUGCCAAUGCAUUCAAAGCAAGCAGACGCAAUAGAAGCCGCCUUGGAAAACAUUCUUGCUGGACUGGACAAAAUUGGCAUUGUAGCAAAAGCGCCACCACGAGAUGGUAUGUGAACAGCGUUCUUCGAUGAGUUAUUAUUUCAUGACCUUAUCAUAAAGUAAGUAUCGAAAUUCGAAAUUCAUUUGAACAUUCACGACCGCUUACUUGCUUUCUUUGCUUCGAUCUUUUCUCAAAGGCAUCGUGUUCUAGCCAAAAGCAGAACUUUGUAAGUGACUCUAAUUCUUUCAUGAAAGACAAAUGAGCAUGAGAUUGAAAACCUACCAUAAAUGAAACCAACAUAAAUAAGGCGACGUCCAGCUUUAUAUGACAUUGGUGAAGCAUCGGAAGUAUUUGACGAGCUUUUCUUGGGACCGCUCCUUCUCGAACUGCUCGGUGAUUAAGCACCUCUGUUCGAACGGGAACCUGGAAGAAUAUGACUGGGAGCAGCGAAAAGAAGCCAGAGAUGCGAUCGAACCCUUGCCGCUGCCUGAUGAUUCCGAUGAAUCGCAUCCGAUCACCACUUUGGACCUUUGUCGGAUUAACGGGAAUAACACGGAAACCGAGCACAAGUUCUACGCCACCAGGCAUAUCAAGGACUACUAUGAGGUAGUAGUUUCUCUCUAUGAUUGAUGUUACUAAGUAGUACUUCUAGUAGAUCGAGAUCUCCACGAUGCAUAAGCCCUGUUUGUACACUUUUUUUCUUUUUUUAGAUGAAAACUUUUUGUAAAGAGCGAAAGUCAAAGGCUUCUCCUACCCACGACAGGUGUGCCAUGCUGUCGGAUUGCGGUUGCAUGUCGGAGUGAAGAACCUGACGUUUUUGUCGAGGUACAUGCAGGAGAUAGAGGCUGAAACGGGCAAGCGGCUGAAAAUGAUGACCGAGACAGAGCUCGACGAGCACGAGGAGCAGAAACGGCAGCGCCGGCUCCAGCUGAUGGAGCAAAGAAGGCAGGAGAAAGACGAAAAGCGCCUGCAGGAAGCCCUCGAAGCGGGUGGCGGGACUCUGGUCUAUCUGCCCCACGAUCAAUACCUUGGAAAAGGGACCGGUACGGGUGGAUCAGCAUUGCAUAGCGCUGCGGCGCCACCCAGUGGGGUUCCCACGACACUCGGAUCCACCCCUGUCCGUGGCACGCCGCUGCAGUCCAUCGCUCUGGCUCCCGGAUCCCCGAAAGCCCCCACCGCAAUAACACAGAUGGCCACCCACAUUAUGGACGGCUCUGGAAGCGGGAGAUACAGAGGCGAAGACGGGGCCCUAACAGGCGUGCCGGAAAGUGCCACAAGUUACUCAAAUGGGAGAAUGUACUCAAUGAUUUAAGUCGAUGUUGCAAAAGGCUGUUUAAGUUCUACGCACUGGUGUCCCUUCUGCUUCAAAGCUUACUUGAUGUCCUCUUCGCUGAGGUAGUUCCAGUUGGAAAGCUCUUCUUCGAGUAGUUGUUGUUCUUGGUUGAUGGUAACGACCAGAUUCUUUCCUUCGAGCGAUCUUUUGAUAAUAAUCUUUUUCUGAUCAAUUGUUUCAGGAGUGCCGCGGCAGCUAAAAAUGUAGAGUCAAUGGGCUAUUACGCAGCACCUGCGACCUUCCCCGGAGCAGAGCGGACACCACGACAUGUAGACGGGACUGAAAGCCUCGCAGCCGUUUCUGCGCCGCCAGGUCUGGUUGCGUAUUUGCCGAGUCCCCGGUAG
Amoebophrya sp. A25 is the source of this 7932-nucleotide messenger RNA. The record is from the annotation of a GenBank genome assembly. Lineage: Eukaryota; Dinophyceae; Syndiniales; Amoebophryaceae.